Messenger RNA from Klebsormidium nitens, 3142 nucleotides. Lineage: Eukaryota; Viridiplantae; Streptophyta; Klebsormidiophyceae; Klebsormidiales; Klebsormidiaceae. The record is from the annotation of a GenBank genome assembly.
GGAAAAAGAGGUGUGAUCGAAGGGGGCUGGGAUCUAGGUGGUAGGGCGCACUCAAUGUUGUCUCAAGGGGCAUGCAAGUCUCACUCUUCACGGUGUGUUGUUGGCUAUCAACGCGCUCCUGACAGCGGAGAGGUUUUUUUUGAAAGGCUGAAGAGUUUGCCCCCCAAUCAGUCUAUCCUCCUUUCAGCAGCUUGAACUUCCUUCUUGCAUGCUGGCCUGAAAGUUGCCUUACUCCAGGUUGCCUUAAAGAGCUGGCGCAUGGUUCCUGGUGCUCCAAAAAGAGACUGAUAAGUAGCCUGAAGAGCAGACAGAAGUCUUCAGCUGCAUGAAGCUUAUCUUUCACAAAGUCAUUAACGAUUGCAGCACCACUUCUCAGGGAAAGUUUGCAGGGGAUCUUCCACCAAUCUUUGCAUACGCAUAUCAAGUGCCAGCUGCUCUUUGAGUGGACUUUUGUGAGCUUCUCUUCAGCGCUCAUAUGUUUUUCACCUGUUCCUUGAAACUUGUGCGAUACCUCUCAACUUUUCUCUGAUACUGCAGCUUAAAAGCUUCCACAAUGAUAUAGCUGAAAGCCACUCAUCUGCGCAUGCCAGCAUGUCUCUCUUUCUACAUAGCCGCCUCUUCUCACAAGCCGCCCAGCAUCUCUCAACCACCCAAAGGGUCAGAGGGCUGAGUUCUCGGGCCUUUAAUCUUUAUGAAGUGUUAGGGGUUGAGCGGACAUGCCCUCAGGAGCAAAUAAAGGUGGCGUUUUACCGCCAGGCAAAGAAGAUGCACCCCGACAUCCAGAGAGACGAGGAGGCGGACCGGCAGGCAGAGAAGUUCAUUCGUUUGGCUGCGGCUUAUGAGGUGUUGCGAGACCCCACACGUCGUGCAACUUACGACGCCCACCUUUCCAGUCGGUCCAAGUUCGUCAAGUCCGCCUUCGACUUCGACCCCCCCACUUCUGAGACUAACUGGCCAGAGGAUCCAAUCGGAGACAGCCACGUGGCACCCUGGGUUAGGCAGUACCGGCAGGCGGUCAGGGAGGUGGUUAAGUAUGGAGGGGAGGGGGAAGGGCUGGCGCAUCUGGUGAGGGUGGAGUUUGGGGCGGCGGUGAGGAAAGCGUACUUUGGGCCGGAAGUGGGGGCGUUGGCUCUGGGGGAGUGGCCAAUGGAAUUCGAAGGCGAAGAGCGCAGCGUGGCCGGAUUGGGUGAUGUCAUGCACAUCGUCAGCGGGCGGCAACUGUUGGGCACCGUCCGAGAGGCGCGGGACGUCCUGCUUGGACACGGUGUGAAUGGGCGUCCGAAGGCGGUUCUUGAAGCUGGGGAGAGUAAAGAGAGGAUAGGCGCUGGCUAUGAACUGGGGGCAAGCGAGAUCGGGUUAGGGGAAGGAGAGAAUAGGAGUUGCCGGCCUGUAGCAGGGACAGCGGGAGAGAGUAAGAACAGGGUUGAAGCGGAAAGCGGAGUAAGGAAAAGCUGGGGUGGAUCAGAGAAAGGGGACGGAAACUUCAAGGGGUUUCGGGCGAGGGAUUUUGACGGGGGUUUGGAUCCUAACGCAGUGCACGAAUCGAGGGCGGAGGCAGGGUGCUCCGUGAGCAAAAGGGCGUCAGGUGAAGAAGCGAGAAGUCCGGAUGAUUCGGAUGCGUCCAGAAAUGCUGCUCAAAGCAGCGCAGACUACAGGCCACGGACUGGGGCUCAGACCCGCGAAAUGGAAAGCGGAACGGAAAGCGGAACGGAGGAUCGGGCGAGGGUGAAAACGGGUGAGGGGCGCAGUCAUGAGUUCUCCGAAAGGAACGUCGACAGGCGGGAUAGCGGGGACGAAGUUUUUGCAACGUUGGAGCUGACGCAGCACGGGGAGGUGGUGGGUGUUGCGACUCGCGAGUGGGUUCCGCUGACGGAAAUCGGAAGUCGAAGCGGAACUGCAAUCGGAGAGGCCACUGGCGAAGAAGUGGAACGGAUUGAUUGCAUAUCGAUCUACGCUGUGAACCGCGGGGUGUCAGCUUUUGCGCAGAACGAUGACGAAGAAAGAAAAGGUCCUGAGGAUUGGGAUCGGCGAGAUGCUGAAGAACGAGAGAAGUCUACUUGGAAAUAUGAAACUGAAAGCAGUAGCGGUCUAGAAAGGGAAAGCGGAUCUGAAAGCUGUGAUGCCGCUGGAAGUAGGAGCGGAAGAGCUACAGAAAACGGAACGGAUAGCGCAAGCCGGCGGGGGAACGGACUCAAGACCGAAUGUGGGAACGAGAACGUGUAUGAUCGGGGGGAAGCGGCAAACGGCAUCGACAACGAAACAAGAAACGGUUCUGCAAGCGGAAGCGGAAGCGGAUUCCGGAACGGAACUGGAGACGGACACAGAGAAGACGGGUGGGCGGAGGACAUCGAGAGGCUGGAGAUGCGGUACCGAAAGCCGCGGCUGUUAGCGCGCAUCUUCGGACUAAGGGAUGGCCGCCCUUCGACGGACGUGUUUCGCGAGGGGGGGGAGAAGACGCACAUGUUGCUGCAGCACCGGACCCCCCUGGUGCGGCAUAUGGCCUGGUACCGUAGCGACGUGGAUAAGCGGGGGCGGCGUAUCCGGAGGUGCGAGGCGCGGCUGCGGCGGGCUGCGAUGCUGCCCAGCAGUUUAUGGCUCUUCGAGCCACGUGCCAGCACCCAUGAUUGCGGCGGCUGGUACUUCGAGCGCUUCGACGAGGAGGAGACACGUGGCGCGCCGUCAUUCGCGCAUUUGACACCACUCGGCCCACAGAGGGGACGAGGUCUGCUUGAGACCAAGCACGCAAAAGAUUCCGGCUUCGCUCAUAACAGCCAUCGUCUCGCCGAACGCGAAUAUUCUGGUACCACUGAAAGAAGUCGGGGCUCAAGCAGAGUCAGCAACAGACAUCAGCACAGUCGUCACAGUCUGCGGUUUAAUAGGCCCUCUGAAAGCGUCAAGGCAGGCUCAGAAGACGAAGAUUCGCGUUCAAGCAUGACUGCGCAGGAUAGAAGAUUCAGUUCUUUCAUAGCCACGCCGUUAGAUCCUGCUGUAUACAUCUUGACUGCCGCCUAUUUGACGCUGGAUAAGGAGCAGGAGGUUCGGACGGCGAAGCCGAGUGCCGUUGCGGAUCUUUUGCAGAAGGGGGCAAAGUGGACUGGAGAAAUCCGGAACUGGUGGCAAAGCAAGGUUGGCGCUUGAAUCC